UUUACGGAGGUUAGGCUGUUGGGAGCUGAGUACGACCUGUCAUGGGUCAGUCAAUUUUUUGGGGAGAGGAACAGUCAGUGGUCGUUGCUAAAAAAUGAAAAAGAAGCAUUUCCAAAGACAUUCUUUAUGGCUGCGUGUGUCAUAUAGCUGACGUAGACAGUCAGAACAGAAACGUCUUCCCCAUUUUGUCAUCAGCCUGCCCGGUACAUUACAGUCGGUAGCAUUCAUUUAGGCUUGUGGUCGACCAGCCCAUGUGUGAGCCAUAUGUCAGAAGUCCGAAACGAUGACGUUUGUCGGUUUGGAGUUGAGGUGAACAGUAGCCGAUUGUCUCACACACGAACACACGCCGCAGACAUGGAAUAAGUGGAUGCCAUACAAUUUGUUGACUUUUGUUUUAAACUUAAUGGAUGGCCAACAGGAGGCUGUUAUCAACCUCGCGCAUUCUUCUAGUGUGCUUAGGUCUAACGUUGGUGUUUUGUUUCUAUCUUGCCCGAUUUCCUCUACAAGAGUCUACACCAUGCGCGUGCCCAAGGGGCGAGAGCGAGUCCGAGCAGGAUGUUCGAACUGUCCAGACACCAGCUAUAGCUGACCGGUACAAAACCAACCACACCCUAGCAAUUGUAGUGCCUUUGAGAGACAGGUUUGAAGAGUUGAUGGAAUUUGUACCUCACAUGCAUUCUUUCCUUAACAAUCAAAGUGUUCGUCACAAGAUUUAUGUGGUUAACCAAGUGGACAAUUACAGGUUUAACCGAGCAUCCCUUAUCAAUGUUGGGUUUCGAGAGAGCAGUGAAGAGUGUGAUUACAUCGCCAUGCAUGAUGUGGAUCUGUUACCACUGAACCCUGCCCUCAGCUAUUCCUAUCCUGAAAAUGGACCAUUUCAUAUUGCUGCACCAAAUCUUCAUCCUCUUUAUCACUAUAAGACUUUCGUUGGUGGAAUACUCCUCUUGAGGUCAUCCGAUUUCAAAUUGCUGAAUGGUUUAUCCAACCGAUAUUGGGGUUGGGGUCGCGAGGAUGAUGAAUUCUAUGUCAGAAUGAGGAAAGCGGGGAUCAUUGUUCAAAGACCUCAGAAUAUUACGACUGGAAAUAGAACCUUCAGACAUGUCCAUGACAGAAAGAGAAGGCCAAGGGAUAACAAGCGUUACUUUGACCAGAGGAACAAGACGAGAAGACUGGACAGGGACACUGGAAUGUCCACAGUGCAAUAUGAGGUUGCCAGUAGGAGAGAAUUAGCAAUAGACAACGCCCCAGUGACAAUACUAAAUGUGAAAUUAAUGUGUGACGUCCAGUCAACCCCAUGGUGCUUGCAGCCUGAAGAUCAUGAGUGGUAUUUACAAAACUAUUCACAGAACAAUGUUCACUAAGUUAUGUUUGUACGUUAAAUGUUAUGUUUUGUUGGUGUUAUGAUGGUCAUACUUGUGGAAAUGUCUCCAAGGGCAACAUUAAUCAUAUUUAUCAACCUUAUGCCUCAUGUAACUUGGCUGUGCAGAAUAUGAAUAUAUCAAGUUUUAAUAUUGUUAAUCAAUACUAAGUUUCAGACCUGUAUAUAGCACAUCUCCAAUGUUAUCCUCAAUACAGCUUACAUAUAUUAACCUUGUUAAAAAUAGUUACACCAUUUAUCUCACUUUUAUGGUUAUAGCUCAGUCGUGGAUGUAUGCAGAUUCCUUGUCGAAAAGAUAAUGUAAGGUCGGUUAAAAAUAGUUUGUUUAGUGACGGACGGGGAUGUAGAAAUCUAUUUUGUUAUUUUAAUUCCUUAUUAGGUCACAAAUCUAUUAAAGUGAACUUGAUUUUAGUGUACCAUUUGACCUCUUUUUGACAUGCCCCCUUCAGCUUGAUGUAUACUUCCCAGGGAGUGAGAAU
Molecule: messenger RNA, 1857 nt
Organism: Haliotis rufescens (red abalone)
Lineage: Eukaryota; Metazoa; Mollusca; Gastropoda; Lepetellida; Haliotidae
Product: beta-1,4-galactosyltransferase 7-like
Exons: 1
Coding region: 408-1361 (317 amino acids)
Biological process (GO): carbohydrate metabolic process; proteoglycan biosynthetic process
Molecular function (GO): xylosylprotein 4-beta-galactosyltransferase activity
Source: RefSeq, a predicted model, not a curated record